UGAUGCAUGCCUUUUACAUUCAAUUUCUCGGUUUUUUCUUCAAUGAUUUAAAAUUAUCCUGAAAAUGAACGAUUGUUAUUAUAAUAAAAUAUCUAAACGGUUGUGAAAAUCAACCUAAUUGUUAAAACACCCGUAAAAUUGACGUGUACUGUUGAAUCUUCUUAAAGAUUGAAUCUCAAUUGCCAUCACCAUACUCUUUGCUCUGUGAUCUAAGCCGAGGUGCGCUAACAGCUCUUUUGCAAUUCACAACUUGACUCUCCUCGCAUUCGAUUGCUCUCUUGCAGUCAGUUUGUUGCAGCCACCUUCUUUCUGCUUCAAUCACCUCUAGUUUUCAUAUAAAAAAAUCCAACAGCAAGACAUACACUAAGAAGAAGAACAAAUGAAAAGAAACAUCCAUUGCGAAAGAAUAUGAACAACAACUAGAUUCAUGCAUAACCAACAGAGAUAAGACGUUUAUAAAACCAGUACCAGAAGCAAACGGUGAAAAUAGGAACUAGAGAAGAAGAUAAAUUAGUCUGCUGACAGAAGCAUGGAGUUUCUUUCUGCAUUUGUUCCUGGGAUUGUCGGAAAAUUGUUCGAGUUAACAGUUCAACCAGUUGUACGGCAAGCGGGCUAUAUAUUUCACCACAAAAGAAACCUUAAAAAUCUGGAGAGUCAGUUGGAAAACCUAGGCACUUCCAGAAACCAGGUGCAGCAUACAGUCAAUGAAGUUAAAAGGAAGGGUAGGAAUGUGGAUAUUGACGUCGAGAAGUGGCUGACAAGAGUGGACGAAAUUACUGCAGAGGCAAAAGAAUUGUUGAAAGAUGAACAAGCAGCGAAGGCAAGGUGUCUCCAUGGAUGGUGCCCUAAUCUGUUUCUCCGUUAUCAGCUAUGCAAGAAAACGAAAAAAAUGGUGCAGGGGGUUCUCCAACUCCAUGCAAAUAAAGAAUUUCCGAGAUUUUCUUUCAAGGCUCCCCCUCAGGAGAUAUGGAGCAUACCCACCGAAGAGUACGAGGCCUUUGAAUCAAGGGCCGCUACUGUGAAGAAAAUCAUGGAGGAACUGAGGAAUCCUAAUACCAACAUGAUUGGGGUGUAUGGGAUUGGUGGCGUGGGGAAGACCACACUCAUCAAAGAAGUUUUCAGGCAGGCUACUAAAGAGGAGUUAUUUGAUGAUGUGGUUCUUGUACUAGAUGUCAAACAGAAUCCAGACCUGGAAAGAAUUCAGAAGGAAAUUGCCGAGAAGCUUGGUCUUGAUGUUCUUGAAAAUCAGACCAUAGCUGGAAGAGCGCGGAUUCUAUGCGACAGGUUAAGAGACACGGAGAUUCUUGUGAUUUUAGAUGAUGUCUGGGAAAGAAUUGAUUUGGAGGCUUUGGGACUUCCCCGGAGGGUAUGCAAAAUAUUGUUGACAUGUAGAAGUCGAGAAAUACUAUCCUCUGAGAUGCGUACGCAAAAGGAGUUCGGGCUUCAUGUUUUAGGCGAAGAAGAAACUUGGAGCUUAUUUGAAAAGAUGGCAGGUGAUGCUGUUAAAGAUCCCGCUAUAAGAACUGUGGCAACUGAAGUUGCCCAAAAAUGUGGAGGUUUGCCAGUUUUAGUUGUCACAGUUGCAAGCGCUUUGAGAAAUAGGAGGACUUUACAUGCAUGGAAAGAUGCCUUAAGACGCUUAAAAAGGUUUGGCAAAGAAGAAUUGACAGAAAAAGUAUACUCGGCUCUAGGGUGGAGUUACGAUCAAUUGGGUUAUGAGGAGCUUAAGCCUUUGUUCUUACUCUGUGGAAUUACUGGGAGAAACUAUAUUUUUCUUGGAGACUUGCUGAAAUAUUGUAUUGGUUUUGGGUUGUUCAAGAACAUCAACACGGUGGAAGAAGCACGAAAUGCAUUGCAUUCACUGGUGGAAAAGCUUAAGGAUGCUUGUCUGUUGUUAGACGGUUAUGAUAAUACAUCUGUCAGAAUGCAUGACCUUGUACGUGAUGUUGCUAUCUCGAUUGCAUUUAGAGAUAAACACAUCUUAUCAGCAGCUUAUGGAGAUGAGUUGAAAGAAUGGCCAGAUGAGGGUUUCUUAAAAAAUUGCAGUAUGAUCUCUUUCCCUUGUUGCAAUAUCCCUACACUUCCUGAAGCUCUGAAAUGUGGAGAACUAAAAAUGUUCUUUUUGUGGAGUAAUGAUGACUCGUUUGAAAUCCCGGAGAGAUUUUUUGAAGAGGUGAAAGAACUUAAGGUGUUGGAUUUAACCAAUCUGCGGAUUCCGUCGCUACCUCCAUCUCUUCAGUUCCUAACAAGUCUUCAAACAUUAUGUUUAGAUCUAUGCGUGCUGGGAGACAUAGCUCUACUCGGACAGUUAAGGAACUUAGAGAUUCUUAGCCUUUUGGAAUCUCAAGUUAAACAGCUGCCAAAAGAAAUAGGGCAGUUGAGUCGUCUACGAUUGCUAGACUUGAGCGGUUGCUCUGAAAUUGAAGUGAUUUCACCCGGAGUUAUAUCUAGCUUGGAAAGACUAGAAGACUUGAGAAUGGGAAACAGCUUUAACCAAUGGGAGGAGGAAGGAGUCAAUGUUGAAAGAAGUAAUGCUAGCCUUUCGGAGCUGAAGCACUUGUCUCGGCUAAGCUCAUUAGACAUACACAUUCCAGAUGCUAACAUUCUUCCGGAAAACUUGUUCUCCGACAAGCUGGAAAGAUACCACAUAUUGGUCGGUGAUGCAUGGAAAUGGCAUGGCGUGGACGAAACCUUUAACACUCUAAAACUCAAGCUCACUGCCAGCAAUCAGUUGGACGGAGGUUUGAAAAUGCUACUCAAGAGAUCUGAAGAUUUGUACUUCGACGUGUUGGAGGGUGUUAAUAAUAUUGUCUAUCAUUUAGACAGUGAGGGUUUAUUUCAGCAACUGAAACAUCUCCACGUUCAAAACAAUGCUGAAACUACAUAUAUUAUUAACUCGGUCAACUGGAGUUAUGCUCAUAAUGCUUUCCCCAUCUUGGAGUCGCUUUUUCUUGACAACCUUGUUAGUCUGGAGAGUGUUUGUUAUGGCCAACUCACAGCGGAGAGUUUCCGACAGUUAAGAAUCAUAAAAGUGGAAAGUUGUCACAAGCUGAGGAAUCUCUUCUCAUUUUCAGUCGCAAGAUGCUUUUUGCAACUUCAAGAGAUCGAAGUGGAGAACUGCGAAACCAUGAGAGAGAUUGUUGCGGAAGAAAGGGAAGAUAAUUUCAGUGAUGAAGCAGUUGACCCCCUUGUGUUCUUUCAGUUACGAUCUUUGACAUUUCAGUGUCUACCCAAUCUUAUUGGUUUCUCCUCCAAAGGCAGCAAGCCUGUUGUUACUGCAGGGUUGGAUGAACAAUUAACAAAUGGAGAGUUCAACAUAAUCAUUCUGGAGAAUGAGAUUGGAAGGCCCGUGCAACGGUUCAUGAAUGGUCAGGUUGCGUUCCCAAGCUUAACAAGCUUGAUCGUGGAUCAAUGCGAUGGUUUAAGAUUCAUGUUUUCAUCUUCCAUGGCUAGAAGUCUAGAGCAACUCAAAUAUCUUCAGAUAUCUCGGUGUCAUCUCAUGGAAGAGAUAGUAUCAACACAUGAACCCGGUGAAGAAAAUGCAGAUAACAUGUUUUGUAAGUUGGAACAUCUGCACCUAGAAGAUCUUCCAAACCUCGCCAGAUUUUGUGCAGGAAGUUACAUUGAAUUUCCGUCCUUGGAGAGAUUAGACCUACGGUACUGUCCGAAAUUGGGGGCAUUCAUCUCCAAUAAUAUGAGUAAGGAGAUCACAAACUCUAAAGAAAUUGAAGGGAAAGGCUCAAAGGAUAAUUUCCAAACUGAUAAACCUUCAUUUUUGACGAAAGGUCGGAUAAUCUAGCUUUGACAGAUCGUCCGUCUUUCGGCCUAACCAAGUUUCUCUGACAAUACGCAUUAUUCAGACGAGGGUGAAACUGAUAGACAUGCGUGACUUGUUAUCUGGUGUAUAGAUAUAUCUGCAGUAUAUUAGGAGCGUAAAUCUUGUGUAAACAUCGAUGAUAUUAUGUAAGCGUUCUUAUGUGUGUAUUAUUUAUUAACGUUUCUUGCGCUCCAAGACGUUUAUAUUUCCUUGUAAACAGGUUUAAUGUAGGAAACGUCUUGUAUAAACAUUGUAAUAACAGUCACUGUGACAGCUGAA
Malus domestica (apple) is the source of this 4096-nucleotide messenger RNA. RefSeq names its product disease resistance protein At4g27190-like. NCBI's taxonomy places the organism in Eukaryota, Viridiplantae, Streptophyta, Magnoliopsida, Rosales, Rosaceae. The record is from RefSeq and is a predicted model, not a curated record. Gene Ontology annotation, molecular function: ADP binding; ATP hydrolysis activity.